Molecule: messenger RNA, 5269 nt
Organism: Archocentrus centrarchus (flier cichlid)
Lineage: Eukaryota; Metazoa; Chordata; Actinopteri; Cichliformes; Cichlidae
Product: nidogen-1-like
Exons: 20
Coding region: 82-4113 (1343 amino acids)
Biological process (GO): canonical Wnt signaling pathway; cell-matrix adhesion
Cellular component (GO): plasma membrane
Molecular function (GO): Wnt receptor activity; calcium ion binding; Wnt-protein binding
Source: RefSeq, a predicted model, not a curated record
CUUCCCUCAGCUCCUCCCCGGCGUUCUUCACUGGGGAGCACCUCUGGUCUGAGUUUGUCUGUGGAGCACCAGGGUAAGAAGAUGAAGCCCGGGUUCUGGAGCUACCUGUGUGUUGGCUGGUGCUUGCUAGGUGUGAGUGCUCUGACUCGGGCGCUGAAGCUGGGGGAGCUGUUUGAGUUUGGAGAAGAAGCCGGGGACCUGCAGCUGCCGCCCGGCUCUGACUCCACCGCGGAGCUGCCUUUAAGCGGCUCGCUGCUCUUCUUCGAGGAAAAAUAUGACAAAGUUUAUAUUAACACCAAUGGGUUUGUGGCUGUUGUUAAGCCUCCAGCUGAGGAGGAAUACCUGGGGAAGAUGCCCAGUCAAUCUAAAAUGAUUGCGGUGCUCCUUGGAGACCUGGACAACAGCGAUGGACAAGGGAAAGUCUACUUCAGGCAGGACAGCAGCCCAAAUGUGCUGGGUCAAGCCGCUAACCACAUCAGGCAGGCUUUUCCAGAAGGUAAUGUAGAGGAGCCCACCAGCACCUUCAUUGUCACUUGGGAGAACAUGGCUGCCCAGGGGACAUCUGGACGGGGAGACCAACUGGACACUAAGAGAAUUACCUUCCAGCUAGUUGUGGCCUCCACAAAGUCAUCUUCUUGGGCCAUCCUUUUGUACCCCAGAGACGGCCUACAGUUCAUCUCCACAUCAAUAGGUGGAGAUAGAAAGCUGCUUGAGGCUGGCUUCAAUGAAGGUCUUGUUACGGGCUUCUUCUGGAAUAGACAGGGGUUGUAUUUCCGCAUUACCACUGAUGAAGAGACCUCUAUCAGCGAACUUACCAAAAAGACGAAUGCAGCACACACUGGAGUUUGGGUGUACAAGAUUGGAUCCUCCCCAUUCUUCCUUGAGAUCACACCAGGGACAGUUUCUAGUGCUGGUGAAAAUGAGGGUGCUACAGAGCCGCCUGUGACCAUGUUACCCAGGCAGACUGAUCACCUCGGGGUAGACUUCUUGACCUACACAACCCAGAUGAUGAAGACAACUGAAACAGUACCAGAAGAAAAGCUGGAGAAUCCAUCUGAGAUCCCAAAGGACUACCAAACCACUUAUUCAGAAGCUGAUACCAUCACACCAGGAACCACAACGCUGAAAACCCAGGAGCCCCUCUACCAUGUGGAACCUGAAAAGUUUGACCAAGAACGCCCAGAAUCAGAGACUGUUGCGCCAGCAUCCACCAGCGCUGAAAGAAUUCAACAAAGAUAUCCAGAUCAACCUGAAUCCAGAUCCCCUGAACAAUCUGAUCCUGACCAAAAUGAGACCAGAUACACCACCUCUGAGACUUUGCAAUCAAGACACAUCAUUCCUACACCCAGUGAAGCCAGAUACUCUCCAGAUGAGCCAAGGUACUCUACCCCAGACCCAGUCCAACCAAGGUACUCUGAACCCGAACCUGUCCAACCAGUUCCACCACAUUCAGCUCCACAGCAUCCUCAGAUUGUUGUAGUGGAUGAAGAUCAAGACUUGGAUGUGAAUGUGUUUGCUUACAAUUUGGAGAUGUGUGCCCACAACAGGCACAAAUGCUCAGCUUUUGCUUACUGUCGGGAUUACAGCAGGGGGUACUGCUGCCACUGUAGGCCUGGUUUCUAUGGUAAUGGGAAGGACUGUGUUGCAGAAGGUAAACCUCAGAGGAUGAAUGGAAAGGUGAAUGGCCAAGUGUAUGUGGGGAACUUGCCUUCACCAGUAAGGCUCAGUAACAACGAUUUGCACUCAUACGUGGUAGCCAAUGAUGGACGGGCCUAUGUGGCCAUCAGCAACAUCCCCAACAGUGUGGGACCCUCCCUGCAGCUUCUCUCCUCAUUGGGGGGGAUCAUCGGCUGGGCCUUUGCCCUGGAACAACCUAGCUAUGAGAACGGCUUCAGUCUCAUUGGUGGAGUGUUUUCCCGGCAGGCUGAGGUGAUCUUCCAGCCAGGUAACGAGCGUCUAAGCAUCAAGCAAGAAUUUAAAGGUAUCGAUGAACAUGACCACCUGGUAAUGAGCACAGACCUGGAUGGACGCCUGCCUGCUGUCCCAUUUGGCUCUACUGUCCAGAUCGACCCAUACAAAGAGAUUUACCACUACGACAGAAACUUGAUCACUUCCUCCUCCAGCCGCAACUACACUGUCACCUCUCCUGACGGAAAUGUCCAGACAAGACGUUGCCAGUGGCGUCAGACCAUCACCUUUCAGAGCUGCCCACAUGAUGAGUCUGAGUGGGCUGGGGCAGCGCUGACCACCCAGCAGCUCAGUGUAGACCAAAUCUUUGUCAUGUUUGACGCUGACAACCAUCUUAUCCGCUACGCCAUGAGCAACAAGAUUGGCCCCAUCCAUAGCAGUUUUCUGGAGCAGAAUCCAUGUUUCACCGGUCGCCAUGGCUGCGAUAUCAACGCUGUGUGUAGACCCAGCGAGGGGCUCCGAUUCAGCUGUGAAUGUACAGCUGGUUUCACUGGAGAUGGACGAUACUGCCACGAUAUUGACGAGUGCCGGGAGACUCCUUUGGUGUGUGGACCCAAUGCCGUCUGCAGUAAUCAGCCUGGAACUUUCCACUGUGAGUGCUCCACUGGCUUUGUGUUCGCCAGUGAUGGAAGGACAUGCAUUGAGGAGAACCAUCCAGUAGAUCACUGCCAGAGAGGAACUCAUGACUGCGAUGUUCCAGAGAGAGCGUUAUGCAGCCACACCAGAGGCUCAGCCUACAUCUGCUCCUGCCUGGCAGGAUUUGUGGGUGAUGGCCGGCUGUGUCGGGACAUAGACGAGUGUCAGCAGCAGGAUCGAUGUCACGCUGAAGCCUUCUGCUCCAACACACAGGGCUCCUACGCCUGUCAGUGUCGUCCUGGUUUUCACGGAGAUGGCUUCCGCUGCAGUCCUGUGUCCUCAGAGCGUGAGAAGACCCAGUGUCAGCAGCAACGAGAAAGUGCUAUUGCCAGUGCUGGUUCUGGCAUCUUCUCUUCAUUCCGUCCUCGUCCAGUUGUCGGUCAAUACAUUCCCCAGUGUGAUGAGCACGGAGCCUACAAACCCACACAGUGCCAUCAAAGCAUUGAGCAGUGCUGGUGUGUGGACGCCAAUGGGCACGAGAUCCCUAACACCCGCACAGGACCUCACAGUAGCCCUCCUCUGUGUAUCAAUCAGGCAGUUACUCCCACUCCCCUGGGUCCGACUCCACGACUUGACAUCCACCCCAUCACUCCUGGAACGCAUCUGCUGUUCGCGCAAAGUGGGAAGAUUGAACACGUGCCACUUGAUGGAUACAUUAUUAAGAAGGAGGAGGCCAAACCUCUGCUCCACAUCCCUGACCGAGUAGUGAUUGCUGUGGCCUAUGACUGUUUGGACAAGAUGGUGUACUGGACCGACAUCACCGGACCAGCAAUCAGCAAGGCCAACCUUAGUGGAGGAGACAUCAUCCCAGUUGUCACUACAGAGCUGCAGAGUCCUGAAGGUAUUGCAAUUGACCACGUAGCCCGCCUUCUCUUCUGGACCGACUCCAUGCGAGACACCAUAGAGGUCUCCAAGCUGGAUGGCAGUCACCGCAGCGUCCUGUUUGACACUGACCUGAUUAACCCUCGACCCAUCAUCACCAACCCAUCAUAUGGGCGGCUGUACUGGGCAGACUGGAACAGAGACGGGCCUAAAAUUGAGAUGUCCAAUAUGGAUGGGACGGAGCGCAUUGUUCUGGUCAAAGACAACCUGGCACUUCCCAACGGUCUGACCUUUGACUACGAAAACCAACAGCUGUGCUGGGCUGAUGCAGGGACACGGAAGGUGGAGUGUAUGGAUCCUCAUCGCCAGCUGAGGCGGAAUAUCGUUGAAGGAAUCCAGUAUCCAUUCGCCCUGGUUUCCUUCGGAAGAAACUUGUAUUACACUGACUGGAGGAGGGAGGCUGUGGUGGCUGUGGACCGUCACUUGGAGAGAGAGACAGAAGAGUUUCUGCCCCAGAAACGAUCUCGGCUGUAUGGCAUUGCCACAACAGCAACACAGUGUCCACAAGUCUAUAACUACUGUGCAGACAACGGCGGCUGUUCUCACCUGUGCCUGCCACGGCUCGGAGGGUUCACCUGUCGCUGCCCAGACACCAGUGAGGGCCAGUGUGUGGAGAGGAACCUGUGAGCUUGUAGAGCGAGGACAACGUUCUGAUAAUAGCAUUUUCUACUUUUCCAUACUUGAAUUCAAAAUUUGUACAAUCAUCUUAAAGUCUUAAAGCUUUUGGUCCUUGAGAGCUGUUCAGACCUCAUUGUAUUUAUGAUGCCAUGAAGUGAGACUUCCUUCCUGUUACUGUUGAAUUCAGAUUUGGUGUCUGGCCUGUUUCUAAGGUGGCUCUGGCUCUUAUUGUUGCAGCCCAAAAUGAGAGACCGAAACACAAACCAAAACUCACUUUGACAGAUCAGGUGAUUAUUAAUAUUUGAAAAGGUACUGAACAGUUGUUUAUAGUUUCUAUAUAUUUUUGUCUAUUUUUAACCUCCUUAUUGUUUUCUUAUGGAUAUGGUCUAAAAAUAUGGUUUUGUGAGAAAACCAAUCAAAUAUUCUUCUUUAUAAUGACCAAAGGAAAAACACCUGAGGUUUUUGUUCUAGAUUUUAAAAAGGAGCUUCAAACUGAACAGAUUGUUGUGUACAGAAGGAAUCGACAAAUUACAGCUCGAUUUCCUGACUUGAUUGAAAACUUUGACAUGUCUCAGGUUUGAAUCCUUGAAUUUCACAUUAGUGAAUUAGUGGUUCUGCUGCAUUUACAGAAGGCUGAUUCACCUCAAUAACUGUUACAUAAUUUCAUAUGUAAGCACAAGGGGCAUUUCUUCCACUUUCAUUUAUGAUGAUAACAGUGAACAACUUACCAAUGUGAAAUUAUACUAUAGAUAUAGCAGUCUUAUAUGAUGAAAUGUGACUUUUUUGGCAGAACUAACAUACUCAGUCAUUUUAAAAUGGACUCUGUAGGUGGACCUCUAAUAGCACCAUUGUGAGUCUGAGGCAAAUGGUGGUUUAAGGCUUACAAUUCUAUUCUAUUGUUUAUUCUAAAACCUACAGCGUAUUUUUAUAUGAAUGUAAAUAUUUACCGAAUAUACAGCUGAUCUUUUUUGUUGUUGUUUUUUGUUUUGUUUCCAACGGUGCUGAUAUAAGCCUGGAAUCAGCCUGAUGAUGGUGAUCACUGUGAAGGUGUGCAAAGGUCAGGUUCCUGUUGAACUAGACUUCCUGUUUGUGCUAUAUCCUUCAGUGAUCAUUAAAGUCACUGAUACAGUUCAGAAAAAUAAAAAAACAACUGUUCAAACACAAA